Messenger RNA from Nanorana parkeri, 603 nucleotides. RefSeq names its product von Willebrand factor A domain-containing protein DDB_G0292740-like. The record is from RefSeq and is a predicted model, not a curated record. Bases 1 to 603 code for a protein of 200 amino acids. The transcript is spliced from 4 exons. Lineage: Eukaryota; Metazoa; Chordata; Amphibia; Anura; Dicroglossidae.
AUGUCUGUGGGGAAGGGAAGAGAACUGUUCGAUAUACAGUUUGGUGGCUUUUGCAUACUACACAAACUGCAGAAGGAGAACUUCAGAUGUGUGUACUGUGAUGAGGACACUGGGAAAGAUCGGGGUGUCCUGGAGGUGGGGGUCCUACUGGGGAAAGAUGAUCUAUGCUGGGGGUGGAAUCUCGCUGGGGAAAGAUCAAUGUUUAUCGGCCCAGAAGAAUUUAGCAAUCGGUCCAAUUUGCCAGAAUCUCUCAAUACCGGGUCGCUACCUGGGGAAAUUCCACAAGAACAAGUUACUCCUGCAACAGUGGAGACCCCCGUCCUGUACAGACUGAUCGCUCUGCAGAAAGCUGACGGCUCCUGGGAAGCCACCUCGGAGUUUGCCACCAUUCUGGGAAUACCUGAAAACUUCACAGAAAGCGGCUCUGUUCCGAACGUGGAGGCGUCAGUGUGGGCGACGGUCCUGGCAGUGAUCUGGCUUCAUUCUUCCUGUCUGGAUCAGAGAGAGGAGUGGGAGCUGCUGGAAGGAAAGUCCGUCUCUUGGGUCAAGGCCAGGGCAGGUAAGAUGACCACAGUGGAAACAGAGCAUGUGGCUGAAGACUAG